Messenger RNA from Mesitornis unicolor (brown roatelo), 474 nucleotides. RefSeq names its product chromosome unknown open reading frame, human C14orf132. Bases 1 to 474 code for a protein of 157 amino acids. The record is from RefSeq and is a predicted model, not a curated record. The transcript is spliced from 3 exons. NCBI's taxonomy places the organism in Eukaryota, Metazoa, Chordata, Aves, Mesitornithiformes, Mesitornithidae.
AUGGCUACUAGAACAUUCAGCUGUGCUUUCAAAUCUCGAUCCCAAGCCUGGUUUCCCAAUGAGGGAGAAGGAACUUCUCUAGCUGACUAUGAAAAAAUGGCAGGUCACCGCAAGCCUUUCGGAGAUUCAGAUGAGCUGUUCCGCCAUGUGUUCACCUCAGAUGGUGCAAGCAGCUUGUUUGAGCCUCGGACGACAAAGCAAAUUCAGAUAUUGGCCUUCAAUCUAAUUUUGCUAUUUCUUUCUUCACAGCUUCCUGUUAUGGGAGGAGCCUUUAUGGACUCACCCAAUGAGGACUUUAGUACAGAGUACUCCUUGUUUAACUCAUCAGCCAACGUCCACACAGCCUCUUCCAUGCAGAAUCAACCAGAAGAGACAUCCCGUUCUUCAAAUGAUGCCAUUUUGUUAUGGAUUGCAAUAAUAGCAACAAUUGGAAAUAUUGUGGUUGUGGGAGUGGUGUAUGCCUUCACUUUCUAG